Phaethon lepturus (White-tailed tropicbird) is the source of this 542-nucleotide messenger RNA. Its product is annotated as serine/threonine-protein kinase ULK4-like. The annotation marks the transcript as partial. The transcript is spliced from 4 exons. NCBI's taxonomy places the organism in Eukaryota, Metazoa, Chordata, Aves, Phaethontiformes, Phaethontidae. The record is from RefSeq and is a predicted model, not a curated record.
GACUGGCUCAUCACAUCUGUAAUCUCCUAAUAGAAACUGUGGCUCUGUACUUGGAGGCAGAUGAUAAAAGCAGCACCAAGACAGCAAAUGCACUGCUCCUGUCCUUGCUUGACAUCCUGCACUGCAUGCUGAUGUAUACAGCAAAUGUUGUGCGCCAGACUUUACAGGCACAGAAAUCUGGCACAGGAGGGGACACGCAAGCUGCUGAAGACCUUCUGCUUAUCAAUAAACCCCUGACGGACCUAAUUAGCCUGCUUAUUCAACUGCUUCCCAGUGAAGAUACUGAAAUAUUUGUGAGUGCUUCACAGUGCUUAUCAUUGCUGGCUCAGCUGUAUGGAGGGAACAGUCAGGAGAGUAUGUCUCCAGAAAACAUGGACAGCUUUGCUGAAGUACUGAAGUCCAAAAAAGAUGCACGACAACUGAAACUUUUGUUGAGAAUUGUAAAGAGACUGUGUCUUGAUAAGGAGCUUUGCCUGCAUUGUCACCUUGUGUUGGUUGAUUACGUCGCCCUUUACUCUCCAAGAGCAGGAGUUUUCAGUUAA